AUGAUUAAUUAUGUAAAUUCUUAAGAUCUCAUAUUAAUUGUUCCAAUUUGUAAUUUAUAAUUAAAUAAUAUUGUUUUGAGUUAAUGUCAUGAAUUGUUAAAUGGUGAAUUAAUAAUCUUAUCAGCAUCCUUAUUUUUUAUGGAUAAUGUAUAUCAAUUGAUGCUUUAAAAUUUCAAAAUUAAUUAUUUUGCUAUGUCACAACCAUUUAUUUAAUUAAAUUAAGGAUCUAAUAUUUAUUUAAAUAAUCUUAAAAUUACAAGUUUUAAAUUGCAUUAAUAAGUUCAAAUAACAGAUAAAACUUUAUUAAUUGUUAAUAUUCUUACAAUAUCAAAUUCAUAAUUUUCCUCAUCUAUAACAUCUGUGAAUUAAUUAUUUUAAUAUUUUAACUUGAUGCUCAAGAUAUUACUAUUAAUGGUAAUUAAUUUUGUAGUACAAUCUUUAAUAUUAUACUUAUAAAAUCCUUAUAAUCUAUUAUAAUUAGAUUUAAUAAUAUAGUUAUUUAAGAUAAUAGUAUUUCAACUUAUAAAAUGCAGCAAUUCUCAAUUAAUAACUAAUAUUUAUUCUAUUAAUCAAAAAUUAAGUCUAAUUUUUUAACAAUAUCUAUUAAUUAGAUAUAUAUUAUGCUUUAAAUUUUCUUUUGGAGAUACUAUUCAUGCUUUACAUUUAAUUUUUGAUCAUAGUUCUUUCAUUACAUAAAACACUUGA
Molecule: messenger RNA, 705 nt
Organism: Paramecium sonneborni
Lineage: Eukaryota; Ciliophora; Oligohymenophorea; Peniculida; Parameciidae
Source: the annotation of a GenBank genome assembly